AAUCAGCCCAUCGAAUAAAACAAUGGGCCCAAAUGGAUUAAUCUCGAACAAGCAAACCGCCUUUCUUUAUAAAUUAACAAAAGUCUGACUUUCAAUGUCACCGAGUCGGUAAGAAAAAAGAUUCGCUUGGAUUUCUCUGAUCAAAUUUCGAUUAUUGUUGUUAUCGUAAGAUGGGUGCUAAGAGAAGUGUUAGUGAUUUGAAAGAGGCGGAUUUGAAGGGAAAGAAAGUGUUUGUAAGAGUCGAUCUGAACGUGCCUUUGGAUGAAAACUUGAGGAUCACUGAUGACACCAGGGUUCGUGCUGCUGUUCCCACUAUCAAGUACUUGAUGCAACAUGGAGCCAAAGUUAUUCUCUCCAGUCAUUUGGGAAGGCCUAAGGGUGUCACUCCCAAGUACAGUUUGAAGCCUCUUGUACCAAGGCUGUCUGAACUUCUAGGAGUUGAGGUUAAAAUGGCAGAUGAUUGUAUUGGUGAAGAAGUUCAAAUAUUGGUGGCUGCAAUCCCAGAUGGAGGUGUCCUACUCCUAGAAAAUGUCAGGUUCCACAAAGAAGAAGAGAAGAAUGACCCAGAAUUCGCUAAGAAGCUAGCUUCACUUGCAGAUCUUUAUGUGAAUGACGCAUUUGGCAGUGCUCAUAGAGCUCAUGCUUCUACUGAGGGAGUGGCUAAAUACUUGAAGCCAUCUGUUGCUGGUUUCCUUAUGCAGAAGGAACUUGACUAUCUCGUCGGAGCUGUGUCAAAUCCCAAGAAACCAUUUGCUGCAAUUGUUGGUGGCUCAAAGGUGUCAUCAAAGAUUGGGGUUAUCGAGUCUCUCUUGGAGAAGGUUGACAUUCUAUUACUUGGUGGAGGUAUGAUCUUUACUUUCUACAAGGCCCAAGGACACUCAGUUGGUUCAUCACUUGUGGAGGAAGACAAGCUUGAACUUGCAACGUCACUUAUGGAGAAGGCUAAGGCUAAAGGAGUGUCUCUUUUGCUCCCUACUGAUGUUGUCGUUGCCGACAAGUUUGCUGCUGAUGCUAAUAGCAAGGUGGUGCCAGCAACUGGAAUUCCCGAUGGUUGGAUGGGAUUGGAUAUCGGACCUGAUGCCAUCAAGACAUUCAGUGAAGCUUUGGACACUACCAAAACCGUCAUUUGGAAUGGACCAAUGGGUGUGUUUGAGUUUGACAAGUUUGCAGUGGGAACCGAGGCAAUCGCCAAGAAACUUGCCGAGCUCAGUGGAAAGGGGGUGACCACAAUCAUUGGAGGAGGUGACUCAGUUGCAGCUGUGGAGAAGGUUGGGCUUGCUGACAGGAUGAGCCACAUUUCAACCGGAGGUGGUGCCAGCUUGGAGCUUCUCGAAGGAAAGACACUGCCAGGAGUCCUUGCUCUUGAUGAUGCUUAAGCCUUGGAUGAAUCCUGCAACCACCUCUUUUCCCUGUUUUUGUUCAUUCUGCCUGCUGGAAUAUGGUUGGUUUUCAGCCAGAGUUUUGUUAUAUUUUAUCUAAUUUUGUAGUGGCUGUAACUUCAGAUUAAAUAAAUGUUCAUCAUCUCAUAUAAGCAUCAUUAGUGAUGCACUGCUUUGGAUUGAAUCCAUUUUGGAAUGUUUUCAAUGGUCCAUCUAUAUGAGUAUGCUUUCCUUCCUGCUCA
Messenger RNA from Mangifera indica (mango), 1621 nucleotides. Its product is annotated as phosphoglycerate kinase, cytosolic-like. Gene Ontology annotation, biological process: gluconeogenesis; glycolytic process. The record is from RefSeq and is a predicted model, not a curated record. The coding region runs from base 171 to 1376 and encodes 401 amino acids. Gene Ontology annotation, molecular function: phosphoglycerate kinase activity; ADP binding; ATP binding. The transcript has 7 exons. NCBI's taxonomy places the organism in Eukaryota, Viridiplantae, Streptophyta, Magnoliopsida, Sapindales, Anacardiaceae. Gene Ontology annotation, cellular component: cytosol.